CAAAGUUUGUGUCCCUUACUAUUCGUCAAACGACUUAUAAAACUAUAUCUUACGUCAAUUGUAAUUCAUGACAUGUCACGAAUUACGCGGCGCGCUCGCGUAUAAAAUGGAUGCGUUUACGCUUGUGGCGGCGAAUGGCAACAACCCUGCCCAAGGUAUGCGUCCUUUGCACGGCCGCCUCCUCCUCCGACGGUAGUAAUUGCCGUACCGUAGGUGCGUAACGUUGUUAACGCAAUCUCUUACGUCCGUCGUCUAUACGUGCGUAUACGCGCGCUCCUGCGUAUUUAUAAUACGCACUUCGUCGUCUUUGUACGCUUAAUGGAGACUAUUUACUUGUGUCGUUUCAAAGUGAAUUAUUAUGAAUGUUGUUUUUUUCUAAAAUGAUUUUAUUAUAAAUUUUGGGGGGUUAAAUUUGUCAGUGUUGUUACAACUCAUUUUUGUGGGUUGUUGAAUCCAGAUAUGAUCAUUAAUGUCGGCAGAUAUGCCACCCGAAGAUGAGGUAGGGUCAUGAAUCGAGCAGCGGCAUCACCUCCCACCCCCGACGGCCUCCUCCUCCUCCCCUCCUCAGUGCCGCUGCUGCCGCCAAGGACUCACCUCAUCAUUCUACUGCUGAUCCUGUUCUUGUCCUAUAGGACUCAAGGUGUCGAGAGCUACAGGGUUGUGGCACCAGCACGUUACAUAGCUCUCCAGGGCCACCUGAAUGCCACUGUCUACCUCACUCCUACAACUCCUGCCAAAGACACCUCAGUGUACACAUGGGACACAGAAAACCAGACGUUCAUCCCCAAGUCUCCGUCGUCGUCUGUCCCGGACUCGGACUCCAGAAACAGUCUGCUCCCCAAUGGAUACGAAGGGAACGACAGCAACGAAAUACCUCCGGAUCCCCUGACAGAGUUCACAGAGCCUAUGCAGCCUCUCCCAGUCGUCGCGAUUGGAAGAGAUGACUACGUCCAGGAGCUGCCCGACGUCCCGCCACUGCCGCCAAAGCUGAGGGACCUGGAAACCUCCCUGUCCUUGUCGCUCUAUGCCAACGGGAGCCUGGCUCCCAUCCACACCCUUCCUGUGGUCGAGGGAGCUUCAGAAGGGACCUAUCAGUUCAUGUGUGGUUUGGUUGUUCAAGGUGGAACUUACUUUUUCAGAUUACAGCGUGGAGAAGAGGUCCUAGCCUCCAGUGGUAACGUGGAAGUUGCCUGGCCUGACAUCAGUCUUGAAGUCCCAAAGGAAGUCGAGACUUACCACUCUGAUGUCCAAGUCAUCUUAAGAUUCAAUGUGGAAUUGUGCAAGCCUCUGAAGCCAGUGGCUUUCCACGCCUGGAUCGAGCUGCUGUACCAUGGGGUCCGUGUCGGAAAGGAGGGUUCCCCAGGUUCCAAGCGCUGUGGCAUUCCGGACCCCAAACGCAACUGGAACAGAACCCUGUGGGACUCCAUCCAGGACGACCUACGCAACCGCAGGGCACUGAGGAAGUCGCGCAAAAAGGUUUCUGGGAGAGGGAAGAAGGGUAAAAAUGGUAGGAAAAAUGGGAAGAGAAGAAACCCGACAAAAGGAGGGAGGCGGAGGAAGAACAAGAACGGCAGGCGGAGAGGACUGCGCAAAUAUGGUGGUGUUAGGGGAGGUCGUCAGGAUCUAGUGGGCGGAAGAGGUGAACUGAGUGAGGACACUCAAGUGGUUGAGGAAAGUGUUGUAGAGAGUGAUAGUGUAAAUAGUUUUGUUGUGGACGCCAGUACAAACUCUAUAAUAUCAAACGGUAGUACAAAUAAGACUGACGUAGCGUGGACUCCUAGCCCGUCGUCUUCGAACGUAGCAAGGACUCCUGGUCCGUAUGAAAGUAAGACGACAGUUGGUGGCGUCAGUAUCAUAGUGAGAGGGAGGAAGAAAGGCAGAAGAAGAAGAAAGGGGAGAAGAAAAACUAAAGAGGAAGUUGAUGUCGAUGCGAGAGUGACCAAGAAAAGGCAGAUGCACGAGGGGGACUCUAGUGGUGGUGAAGUUCCUGUUACUACAAAGUUGAAGAACAAAGAGAACAACAGACUGAGAAGAAAACAUCAGGAGAACAGAAGAAAGAAAAGAAAAAGAAUUAAGAACAGAGUGUCCAGUGAGGGAAAUGAUACCGACCGCCCCUCGGCCAAGAAAAAGGCUGCGAGGAAACAAGACGAAAAUAGCGGGCUGGGAAUUUCAGAGAACAUAUCAGAAGACAUCACAGCAUUCCCUGAUACGACAGAUUAUGAGAGUCCUGUCCCAGGAACUCAAACUUUUAUUCCCACUGAAGAUGUGACCGACUUAGUAGAUUACAUUUACAGUGACGAAGAUAGCAUUCCUAUCAAUCAACAAGGGACUGACUCUGGCUUCUCACCAGAAGAGAGUACUUUAGGUUUUCAAGAAAAUUUGCUGUUUUCCUCCACUCAGAUUCCCCCUCUAGUCAUGCCAUUAUCAGAGACAGAAGACAGUUUCCCACCCUUCGAAGGAGACACUGUACCUUUUCAGGGUGAUUUAAAUCCAAAUAGUUCAGGAAGUGGUAGUAAAAGUGAAUUGUUCCAAAAUGAGCAGGUGAAUAGAAUUGCUCCUAUCUCAACCAACGAAGCAACAUCACCAAGUGCCCUUGAAAGCACUCCGGUCUCUCCCGAACGCAAUCUAGUCACGGCUCAGGGGAGUCUACCUUUUCGAGAAGAGGAUUCUGGAUCAGACAAGCAACCCGUCCCAAAAACCAAACGCAACAUCGCCGCAGAAGAAAACAGACAACAUUCCACCUAUCUGAAGCGACCGCAGGCAGCCAUGGUGUCCUCAGGAUUCCGUGGCAAAGGUUGGGCAUGGGGGGGCAACGCAGUGGUCCUGGGCAGGGUGCCUCUUCAGGAUAACCUCUACUCCUUCCAGAGUAGGGACGUGAAGUUUCCCUGCAGCGAUAUUGGCCCUGCAGGCAUCUACAGCGUGAGACUCGUCACCGAUAUCUACACCAACUCGGUCAUCACCAACUCAGAGUGGUUCAUGGUCGACUGGAGUGACUCAUUCAGCAUCUACGUGCACGCCGCGAGCAUCGUGCCGUGCUCGGGGGCCGUGGGCGUGCAGGUGACGUACCCGGCGUGCAUCGGAGGAAGCGAUAAGGUGCGCGUGUACGCGCGCAUACGCGCCAACGUCACGUCCAUCAACCCGCCGAUCGAUAAUAAAUACGUCGCCGAGAGACGCAUCAUCAAGGGUCGUACUUCCGUCCAGUUUCCUUGCGAUACCUUCAACGACUACGCCACGGAAUUCUGCUUCUUCUACGUCAACACGGCCAAGACUGGAGCCGUCUCCGACAUCGACAAGUGCUGCGUGCCCACCUACAAGCAGCACGUGAUUCGAGAGAACGGACAGUGGGGCGCCUGGAACUCCUGGUCUGACUGCACUGCAAAGUGUGGCACAGGAGAGAGACUGCGCCACAGGUUCUGCGAUUCCCCACGUCCCAGGAGCGGCGGGGAGUACUGCGUGGGAGACUCAGUUGAUUCCCUGCCCUGCGAAAGCAUGGACUGCGUGGAACCGAGCCUGUAUUCACCCCCCGCAUCCACCCCCGGAGGGGAGAGAUGCGGAUGUGGAUGCACUCUGGAGCUAACUCUGGGAGUCCCCCUCAACAUCACUGCCUCUGCAGCGGAUUGCACGGGCACUGCUGUGUGGCUGUUUCAGGCCUCCGAAGGAGAGCGCGUCACUGCCGAAGUAGUGUGGGCCGUCCUGCGACCUGGCACCCAGUGGCUCAAGCUCAGGGACGGGGACUCAUUGUCCUCUCCUCUCCUGGUGCGUCUGCCGGGUCCCAAAGCACUGAAUUCCUCCCCUUCCCCCCGCCAGCUGUCCCAAGCCCCUCCCCAAACAUCCUUAGGCAACAACCUCGUCCUCGAAUUCCGAUCCGAUAUCAACGUCACCGCGGCCACCAUCAACCCAGCGUCCUGGGGGUUCCUUGUUCGUGUUUCCUCGACAAGUAGCUUCUCUGCAACUGCAGCCGGCACUCUGGACGAAGCAGCUCACAGUGGAAUGUACUGGAAACUAUUAGCCGGAAUGCACAUAGCAGCAGUGGUUUUCAUAUCCGCCUUGGUCGCCGCUGUAAUAGUCUUGGCCGUCUACAACUGGAGGCGCUACCGCCUCUACAGACGCGCCAAGCUCAUCCCUGAAUCGCCGUACAUAACACCGCCCAGCACCCCUUCGAGGGAGGUGGCCACAGGAUCGUCAACACUUACCCUAACCGAAGUUAUAUCUCUCAAGUCUAUGGUGUUCAGACCAAAGAUUCCUGUGUCCUUACCCCUGAGACGGAAAGGAAGCACAUCGUCCUACUCUGCUCUAGAUGAGCGACCACCCGAGGAACCACGUCACUCACUCCCCAAUUCUCCCUUCCUCACCAGACGAGCCGUGACGCCAUCCACCAUCAGAAGGUCGUCUUCACAGCUCGGGCGUUUCCUGAGGAAAGGCAACGGCAACUUCAAGAAGAAGAAGAGAAGGUUCGGUUCCGUCGACGAGUUAGAAAUAAGAUGCAUCUCUCCCAUUCAUGAAACUCACAAAGAAGAAGAAGGAGGUGGUGCAGACAAAGACGAGACGACCGACAACAAAAACAAGAACGGGGAAGACGACUCGGCAAAAUACAAAGAGUAUCGCAAGUCCCUCAUAGGAAGCGACGCGAAAGACAUCCGCCUGCCGCAUAAGCUGGUGAAAGACAAGAUGAACCUGGAGCGUGUUCGGAGGAGCGCCAUAUCAAGAUCCAACUCAAACGCCACUAUGAGAGGGUCGUCUUCCGUCUCGGAUAUAUCGGUCAACGGGACCGACACUGAGAUGGAGUAUGAUUAUUAUGACUACGACAUGGACAAUGCAUCAGCCGUUCCAGGGUCACUUUUUGGACUCGACCCACUGCUGUUGGCGUGGGUACCCCCGUUCAUUCCGAUGGGUGAGUGUACACCACCGAACGAGGGCAUACCACUCGACGUUAUAGUGAGCGCGUCAGUCCACGAGGUGGAAGGGGAAAGUGUGACGCCAACGGCCGAGCAGCCAAUUCGCCCUAAAGUGCUCCCUCUGGAGCACCUCAACAUCCUUCCAACAGAGCCACCACCUCCGAACCCCAUGCAGACGAGCAUUCGCUCAGAGGAGGCGAACGACCGAAUAGAACUGCAGGUGAAGGCUCCGGAAGAAACGCCAAGCCAGGCGUGUGACGAUGAUCCCACGCCCACCACAGAAGUCUGCUCGAAAAUUCUCAACCUGGACGAAUUCCAGUUUGCAGACGACACUGAUGAAGAUGAAGAAUUGAGCGAUUUAUAGCGGUUUGAGGACACGCUCCUCGUUGUUCUAUAUUUCCACCUCACGAAAAGAAAGCACAUUACUGUGAACUUUCAUCAAGAUAUAUUUCACUGGAGUAAUGAAAGCAAGCUUGGAUAAUAUUGUAAAUAGGACAAGAAAAGCAUAAUUCUCUUUGCAUUCCACAAAUAUUUUCUAACAUUCAAUACACAAGAUAUUUUGCAACGCUAUUGCAUCGUGGUUUUCAGAGCCAUUAAUUUAUGAAUGUACUUUUUUAUCAAUGUAUUUCACUGUACAGUUCAUCUAAAGAUUUAAUUCACUGGAUUUCCACUAUUCACUCAUAUUUCAAAACCAAUGUAUGAACUGAAUUGACUCAAUGUUUUGGUGAAUCAAUACUGCAGUACAGUUAUGUUGCUGAUCAUGAAUAGGACACUUGCUCUGAAAAUUUAUUAAUGGGAGAAGUACUCAUUCUAGUACCACAGCUGAUUGCAAGUAGAAGCAAUGGAAUAAUGUUGGACUACUAUGUUUGGAGGUGAAGUCAUUUCAUAUAUGGAAAAUGAAAACAGCUAUUGAGUUUUAGAGAGAGGAAUUUCUACUCAUACCAACGAUUUGGAUGCUUCAUGUACUAGCUGUCUAUAGCCAACUUCAUUUGUGGCAUUCUCAGAGGUCAUGGCGAUACGAGACUCUUUAUGCAGUGUCCCUGUGGUCACAGAUGUAUUACUUUCCAUUUUUACCCUUCACUAGUUCCUUCUGGACUAUUCCCAACUCUAAGCUGUCCAACUUAUAUGACUU
Macrobrachium nipponense is the source of this 6027-nucleotide messenger RNA. RefSeq lists its product as uncharacterized. The transcript has 12 exons. Gene Ontology annotation, cellular component: cell periphery. Lineage: Eukaryota; Metazoa; Arthropoda; Malacostraca; Decapoda; Palaemonidae. Bases 508 to 5259 code for a protein of 1583 amino acids. The record is from RefSeq and is a predicted model, not a curated record.